This is a messenger RNA of Hordeum vulgare subsp. vulgare (domesticated barley), 1057 nucleotides long. Its product is annotated as probable glutathione S-transferase GSTU6. Gene Ontology annotation, biological process: glutathione metabolic process. The record is from RefSeq and is a predicted model, not a curated record. Gene Ontology annotation, cellular component: cytoplasm. Gene Ontology annotation, molecular function: glutathione transferase activity. Lineage: Eukaryota; Viridiplantae; Streptophyta; Magnoliopsida; Poales; Poaceae. The transcript has 2 exons. The coding region runs from base 190 to 903 and encodes 237 amino acids.
ACAGCGCUGGCGAGUGAUGCACCGAAGCAUCCACCACUCUCCAUUCCCAAGUUGACCAGUCAAAAUCAACCCGCUAGUCAAAGUUAGAAACCGAAUUAUAUCACCUGAUCGGCUGAGCACAAAAUCAAACAACAAACCACUACAAAAGUCUGAAAGUCUGAACUCUGAAGGCUCCCUCUGUAUUCUGCAAUGGCAGGAGUCGGAGGAGAAGCCGGCGAGCUGCAGCUGCUGGGCGCUUGGAUGAGCCCCUAUGUGAUCCGCGUGAAGGUGGCCCUGCAGAUGAAGGGGCUCAGCUACGACUACAUCGAGCAGGACCUGCAGCACAAGAGCGACCUCCUGCUCAGCUCCAACCCGGUGCACAAGAAGGUCCCCGUGCUGAUCCACGACGGCCGGCCGGUGUGCGAGUCGCUCGUCGUCCUCGAGUACGUCGACGAGGCGUGGGCCGGGACCGGGCCGCCCCUCCUCCCCGCCGACCCCUACGACCGCGCCGUCGCUCGCUUCUGGGCCACCUACGUCAACGACACGUUUUUCCCGUCGUGGAGGCCGUUGUUGAGGGCGACGACGGCGGAGCAGAGAGCGGAGGCGUUCGAGAACGUGCUUCCUCAGGCGGAGGCGCUGGAGCGGGCGUUCAGGGAGUGCUCCAAGGGCAAGGCCUUCUUCGGCGGCGACGCCGUCGGGAUCGUCGACCUCGCGCUCGGAAGCUUCGUGGUGUGGGUCAGGGUGGUGGACGAAUUGAGCGGCACCAACCUGCUGGACGAGGCCAGAGUCCCGGGCCUGGCGGCGUGGGCCGAGCGAUUCAUGGCCGUGGACGCCGUGGAGGAGGUGAUGCCCGAGGCAGGGAAGAUCAUGGAGCACUACAAGGGGUUUCUGGCCAAAUUGGCUGCACCGGCUGGUUCUAGCUAAUUUUCGUCAGUGAUACUGCAAUGUACUAUGAGAAAUAGUUAAGCUCUCCUUAGAGGUGUGCGUGUUGAAUAAAGAGAGCUAAAUGUGAGACAUUUUCUCUGUGUUCAGAUGUAAUUGUGUUUAAUAUAGAGAUUGAAGUGGAAUGAUUAAUGUA